This is a messenger RNA of Choloepus didactylus (southern two-toed sloth), 2339 nucleotides long. RefSeq names its product pannexin 2 (gene PANX2). Gene Ontology annotation, molecular function: channel activity. The coding region runs from base 38 to 2302 and encodes 754 amino acids. The transcript is spliced from 2 exons. NCBI's taxonomy places the organism in Eukaryota, Metazoa, Chordata, Mammalia, Pilosa, Megalonychidae. Gene Ontology annotation, biological process: monoatomic cation transport; positive regulation of interleukin-1 production. The record is from RefSeq and is a predicted model, not a curated record.
CGGGGCAGGAAGCCACAGGGCCCAACCCCGGCCCUCGAUGCGGGUGGUGUCCCCCAGGCCAGACCUGCCUCCCUGCUUGCACCCAACCCCAGCCCUGUCUCCUCUCUGCCCCAGAGGAACCUAUUUACUGUUACACCCCGCACAACUUCACCCGCGACCAGGCACUGUACGCCCGCGGCUACUGCUGGACGGAGCUACGGGACGCGCUGCCCGGUGUGGACGCCAGCCUCUGGCCAUCACUGUUCGAGCACAAGUUCCUGCCCUACGCCCUGCUGGCCUUCGCCGCCGUCAUGUACGUGCCCGCGCUGGGCUGGGAGUUCCUGGCCUCCACCCGCCUCACCUCGGAGCUCAACUUCCUGCUGCAGGAGAUCGACAACUGCUACCACCGCGCGGCCGAGGGCCGGGCCCCCAAGAUCGAGAAGCAGAUCCAGUCCAAGGGCCCGGGCAUCACGGAGCGCGAGAAGCGGGAGAUCAUCGAGAACGCCGAGAAGGAGAAGAGCCCCGAGCAGAACCUCUUCGAGAAGUACCUGGAGCGGCGCGGCCGCAGCAACUUCCUGGCGAAGCUGUACCUGGCGCGGCACGUGCUCAUCCUGCUGCUCAGCGCCGUGCCCCUGUCCUACCUGUGCACCUACUACGCCACCCAGAAGCAGAACGAGUUCACGUGCGCGCUGGGCGCCUCCCCGGACGUGCCGGCGGGCGGCGGGGGCGCGGGGCCGGCCGUGCGCGUCAGCUGCAAGCUGCCGGCGGUGCAGCUGCAGCGCAUCAUCGCGGGCGUGGACAUCGUGCUGCUCUGCUUCAUGAACCUCAUCGUGCUCGUCAACCUCAUCCACCUCUUCAUCUUCCGCAAGAGCAACUUCAUCUUCGACAAGCUGCACAAGGUGGGCAUCAAGACGCGCCGCCAGUGGCGCCGCUCGCAGUUCUGCGACAUCAACAUCCUGGCCAUGUUCUGCGACGAGAACCGCGACCACAUCAAGUCGCUCAACCGGCUGGACUUCAUCACCAACGAGAGCGACCUCAUGUACGACCACGUGGUGCGGCAGCUGCUGGCGGCGCUGGCGCAGUCCAACCACGACGCCACGCCCACCGUGCGCCACGCGGGCGCGCAGACCCUCGACCCCGGCGCCGCGCCCCCCGCGCCCGCCGAGCCGCCGGUGGCGAAGCGGCCGCGCCGGAAGAUGAAGUGGAUCCCCGGCGGCAGCCCGCUGCCGCAGCCCUUCAAGGAGCCGCUGGCCAUCAUGCGCGUGGAGAACAGCAAGGCCGACAAGCCCAAGCCCGUGCGCAGGAAGACGGCGGCCGACGCGCUCGGCGCCCCGCUGCUGGAGGCGGGCGCCCCCCGGCAGCCCAAGGGCGGGGACGCGGCCGGCGCCGACAAGAAGCACGCGCGCCACUUCUCGCUGGACGUGCACCCCUACCUCCUGGGCGCCAGGAAGCCCAAGGCCGAGGCCGCGCCCGCCGCCGCGCUGCCCGCCUCCCGCAGCCAGGAGGGGGGCUUCCUCUCCCAGGCGGAGGAGCGCGGCCGCGGCCUGGCCGGGGCGGCCCCCGCAGACGCCCCGCUCCCCGCAGAGCCGGCCCGAGCCGGGCUUCCCUCCGGGGGCCCCUUCCGCGUGUGCUCGCCCCCCGCGGCCCCCGCCGUGGCGCCCCUGUCUCCAGUCGGCCUGGGCAAGGCGGACGCCCUGGCCCUCCUGAGCCGCAACGCCACGCACCCUCUGCUCCACAUCAACACGUUGUACGAGGCGCAGGAGGAAGAAGGGGGUCCCCACGCGGCCCCCGAGGUCGGCGACCUCAUCGGCAUCCCCCCGCCCCAGCAGAUCCUCAUCGCCACUUUCGACGAGCCCAGGACCGCCGUGAGUACCCUGGAGUUCUAGGGCCGGCGGCGGCGCGAGGCUCCCCCCCCCGCCCUCCGCACCCGUCCGCCCGCGGGGUGGGGGGCUCGGCGCCUGCCCUGCGCCUACCCCCCCCCGAUGGCGUCCUCCUGGCGCUGGCUGGGGGCGGGGAGGCCCGGAGCCCCCUCCCGCCCCUGCCCCAGGCCUCGCCUGCAGUAGGAACUGCAGGACGGAAAGUUUAUUUUUUUAGUCGAUUUUGUUGCGGGCUCGGUUUAUUUUCUGAGAAGGGAGGAGCUGGGUGGGCUCAGGACAAGCCAGCGCCCCCCAGCGCGGCAGCCGCCCAAGGCAGAACCGGCUGGGAACCCCGGGGGUCCCGCGUUCAAGGGGCCGCCCCUCCCCCAUGCAGGGACCCGAGCCUUCGCUGUGGGGGGCCGGGGCGCCUCUCCAGGCAGAGAUCUCCAUGCACUUUCUUCUUGUAACCUGACAUACAUGUAUUUUAUUUUAUUAUUACUGUAA